UUUAAAAGUUAUAGGGGAUACCAUGUAAUUAUUUUUAUUCUACAUACUAAUAUACAAAUAAUGUCCUUAUUAGUGUCCUAGAAAAGAAGAUACAGGAAUCGAAGUCAGGCCGCUUCAUGGAGAAAGAUAAACGGAUCUAAGAAGAGCUGAAGAGUCUUCACUGUGAUCCCCAUCCAUAUUGUUCAGUGUAUCCCUCAGAAACCGACCUCACUUUUUGGAGGAUUGUCAUGAAAGGGCCUCCAGAAACCCCCUAUGAGAAUGGAACCUUUGAGCUGUAUUGUCAGUUUGGCCACGAUUAUCCAGUAAAGCCGCCUGCUAUACGGUUCUAUACUCCUAUUUACCAUUGCAACAUCAACAGUGUGGGAAGGAUUUGUCACAACAUAUUUGAUCGAAACUACUCAGCUGAUGUUACUAUGAGAGAGAUCUUGGAUGCUGUAUAUGGACUUCUGAUACUCCCAGAGGCUGACGAUCCACUAGACAGCAUAUUAGCAGAGGAAUUCCUGACUAGCAAAGAAAUCUAUGAGCAAACAGCUAAAGAUGACACUGCAAUAAAUGCACAUCAGUCCUUGGAAUCCAUUGAAAGGCAAUAUAUAGGUGAGAGCGAUGUUGAAGUGCCUCCUCAUCUGGUGUGUCCUUUGUCAGGGAAGGUGUUCAUUGAUCCAGUCAAGGCCAAAGGUGGAUAUGUGUAUGAGCGAAGAGCCAUUGAGGAACAUCUUAAGAUGAACAAUAAUGAUCCAGUAACAGGGAAGGCACUUAGUUGUACAGAUCUUACUCAAGAUAAGAACAUGAAAAAAUCUGUUGUGGAGUAUCGUACAUCCCAGAUAGAGGAAACAGAUGGCUAAAUGAAUACUGUUUUGGCAGUGAUUCAGCUGCAAAAUAAUAAUCACACAAUCCUCUUUAUCUAUCAGAUUCAUCCUUCAUUCUCUUUUGAUUGUGGAAAUUACAAAAUUCCACUGUAUAUUUGAUGUGAUAAUUUAGAACUGAUACAUUUUAAAGGUAUACAAGAGAGGUUAUUAUGGACGCUUGUA
Messenger RNA from Carassius carassius (crucian carp), 1028 nucleotides. RefSeq names its product ubiquitin-conjugating enzyme E2 2-like. Gene Ontology annotation, cellular component: nucleus. Bases 228 to 842 code for a protein of 204 amino acids. Gene Ontology annotation, molecular function: ubiquitin conjugating enzyme activity. The record is from RefSeq and is a predicted model, not a curated record. The transcript is spliced from 6 exons. Lineage: Eukaryota; Metazoa; Chordata; Actinopteri; Cypriniformes; Cyprinidae. Gene Ontology annotation, biological process: protein polyubiquitination.